Somion occarium is the source of this 1629-nucleotide messenger RNA. NCBI's taxonomy places the organism in Eukaryota, Fungi, Basidiomycota, Agaricomycetes, Polyporales, Cerrenaceae. The record is from the annotation of a GenBank genome assembly.
AGAGGCAGUAUGGAGAGAUGAACUGAGUGUGCCUCUGCAACGCAAAGUUCGAGGGAGUGAGGUGCGUGCCGUCGACAACAUUUGCUAACCUACAACGAGCAAUAACGACCUCGAGGAUGCCGGUGAACGUGGAGAGGAGAUGGGGAUGAGACGUUCCCCGCACUUUAUGCACCGGCUUAACUUCCGGCUCUGGGUUCGUACUUGCCGGCGCCAAGCUAUUCUUCCUUCGUUUCUUCAGUUCAUCUUCGGGUUCGAAAACUUCGUACACUAUACAGCCCCAGUGCUACAGGUAAUGGCAUUGAAUGUGAACUCAGGACAGUCGCAUGAAGCACAGUUCGGUCCACCAUCUGCCCCCAUCAACAUCGCACAGUUCCUACAGACCGCCCUCAAGUUUGAGCAAGGGUCAGACGAUCACUCGCCAUGCAGCGUGUUUUCUCACUCUGUUGGCAACGGAAAGGCCCAGGAAUGGUUGACGCUCAACCAGACGCAGCAUGAAGCAAUUGAAACAGAAUGUAGUGUUGGAGAUAUACAAGAAUCCUUGAAUGAAGUAGUAUCCAACCCCAGGCUCUUCUCUCAUGUUAUCAAGACACACGAAGCUGCUGUACAGUCAAUCUAUGAAACGGCAGAAUCGUCGAGUCGUCGGAAACGAAAGCGAGUCACUGUCACCGAGCCAGCGGAUGAGCAUGCAGGUGUCGCCUCGCUGAGGUCAAAACUAGAUGCCGUACAAUUAACCAGUUGGCCACUUACUCUUAAUUCUGCGUUGUUUAUACGCACACCAAGACAUGCAGACCACAACACACUAGUGGAAACGAAACGAUUGAAUCUUUCAUCCGAUGUGAAUAAUAUACACCAGGCACUUAUCUUUGUGACUGUUCAUAGUCCUCUGUCUUGGGGCCAUAAACUACUGGCACGUAGCUCGCAGCACGUUUUGCUGUCAUCCCAAACUCUCGGUGAUCUCUAUGAUGUGAUACCUUGUCCAUCUAAUGAGAUCCCCGAGGAGGUUGAGAACGAUGAUGGAAUGACCAAUUGGCAUUUCACACAGCCGGGUUGCGGCAGCACUGGCGCCGUUAUCUGUAUUGAAGAGACCAUGUAUGGAGAUGCACAGACCGAGCGUGACUACAGCGAUAAACUUCAAGACUUGAUUCAACGCAUUCCUGAAAAAAGACGGCCGACGUUGAGCAAGGGACCUCCCAUGCAUGAGACGAACUUCGAUUCCCUGGUCAUUCGACUGCAUACCCCUUAUUGGUUAUUGCAUGCAGGCAACUGCGAACACUUCCUCGUGUUUGAGCACAUACGUCUAAUUCAUCCAUCGGAUCCACCGCUAUCAUCAUAUCCUCUCACCACGCAAAUUACCCCGCCUCUUCUGGACAACUGCAGGAUAUGUAACAAAGUUCCUGCCGUAUAUUCUGUUGUCGGUGAUAUCAGGCUCGGGGAAAGUCCCUUCGUGGUUUGUGCACCGUGUUGGAGAUGGAUGGGAAUGCCGAAAGGGGAGGGAGCUAAGAAUGUGACGGUUGUACCCUUACCAAAGCAUGAAUUUGGUUGGAAUGCAUGAAAUGUAAUCUACUUGUCAUGUGCUACCUAGGAAUCAUUUUUUUAAGCUAUUAGGAUGACAUGAUGUCUACUGCUUUC